Molecule: messenger RNA, 1875 nt
Organism: Oryctolagus cuniculus (rabbit)
Lineage: Eukaryota; Metazoa; Chordata; Mammalia; Lagomorpha; Leporidae
Gene: TCTA
Product: T cell leukemia translocation altered
Biological process (GO): osteoclast fusion
Source: RefSeq, a predicted model, not a curated record
CUCUGGGGCUAUAAAAGACCCGGUUGCUAUUUUAUACUCCGGGAGUCACUCAUGCUUUAAGGGAGUAGGGUGGGGCUAAGUGCGCGUGCGCGGUUUUAAUACUCCUCCCUAAACUGCCAACUCUUCGCCCAAGCGAGGUAGGCCCGCCCUGCCUGGUUCUACGCGUGCGCACUAACGGGCCUAGCCCCGGAAGACCUUACGCCUGCGCGGUGUGCACUACGGUGACAGUACCCCGGGUGGGGCGCGGGCCGGUCAUGGCGGAGUCUUGGUCUGGACAGUCUUUGCAGGCUCUGCCGGCCACGGUGCUAGGCGCGCUGGGCGCGCUGGGCAGCGAGUUCCUGCGGGAGUGGGAGGCGCAGGACAUGCGUGUGACCCUCUUCAAACUGCUGCUGCUGUGGUUGGUGUUAAGUCUCCUGGGCAUCCAGCUGGCGUGGGGGUUCUACGGGAACACGGUGACCGGGUUGUAUCACCGCCCAGGUCUGGGCGGCCAGAAUGGAUCCACACCUGAUGGCUCCACACAUUUCCCUUCGUGGGAAAUGGCAGCAAACGAACCUCUCAAAACCCACAGAGAAUAAGGGAAGGCAGAGAGGUCUCCAGGGGGCAUCACUGGGUCUGCUGCUACUCAGGUCCCAGGGACAACACAGAGGCUCAGGGUUGGGGGCAAGGAGCGCCCAGUACUGCAGGACUGGGUCUCCACUGCCCUUAGCCCUGCCUCCAACAGCCCCAGGCGCUGGGCGAGUGAAGAGUUUGCCUCUCCCUUGAUCUGGGUGCCUUAAAGGGAGAAAGUGUGUGCUUCCUCUCUGGGGUCAGAGCACAGGAGACUCCUUUGGGUUGAGGAGGCCAACAGACCCUUUUCCGUCUUGGCUUUUCCCUAUCCCUCUUCUCAUCGCACUGGGAUGUGACCCUGCAAAGACUUGUCCCUUUGAGAGGAAAUCUAAGAUUGACUAAGAUUUCUAAGGGAAGACUGUUCUACCCUAAGCCCUGAGUUUUCUGGAUUUCUUUGCUUUUGCUUUGUUGCCAGGGAGCCAGGGAGUCCUGGCCUAGACCCGGCCUUCUGUCCUGUGGUCACUUAUUUGGUCACUCAGGUAUCAACAAGAUGUCCUUGCUGGCACCAAACACCUACUGCCGUGGCCCUCCCAGUGUGAGCCAGGCACAGGAAAGAGUCAUUCCCAACUGUCCUGCUCAUAUUUCUGUCUUUCUUGAAAGCCAGGGUUUGGGAGCAGUUGGUUCCUGGAAGAGGCACAGCCCUCCAGCUGAGCCCCUGGAAUGACCUCCCACUUCCUCUGCUUAAGUGCCCAUGGGGUCUUAGGUGUACCCUGCCCUCUCAUAGGGCAGACUAAGCAGUGACUGCAGAGCAGCCCCAUGGUGCUUGCAGCUGCACCGUUUCCCAUCUUGACUGGAACAGGUAGGGCAUCCUCCUAAGAGCCCAGUCUCAGUUCCUCCCCAGAAGUACCAUCUCAGCCAGGACCUUCAAGGGAAAGAUCCACAAGCCUCCUGCACAGUGCGCCAGGGGAGCUUCCAAAGGGGCAGGUGGCAGAUGCCCCACAGAAACACUGUGUGGCCCUGGGCCUGCCUCCUCCCCUAAUAGCCACACUUCUGCCUGCCUCUGCUGGAUCACCAGCCAUCCCACGGCCCGUUUGCUCUUUGUUGGAUGUCACAUUUCCAUCUCAUAGCCUUUGCCUAGGCUGACCCUGUGGCAGAGGUGUACCAGAAGUGGACGUGCACUGAGCUCAUUCACACAGACCCAUUCUAGAGAUGUCUUCUGGCUGGCAGGAUGGUGGUCUUCACAGGCCCACCCCACUGACAUCACCGUACAGGCCUCACAUUUCACCCCAGGCUCUGCUGAGGACAUGGCUUAUUAAACACAGAAGUGCA